Messenger RNA from Penicillium chermesinum, 1458 nucleotides. RefSeq lists its product as uncharacterized. Bases 1 to 1458 code for a protein of 485 amino acids. The transcript is spliced from 2 exons. NCBI's taxonomy places the organism in Eukaryota, Fungi, Ascomycota, Eurotiomycetes, Eurotiales, Aspergillaceae. The record is from RefSeq and is a predicted model, not a curated record.
AUGCCAUACAACACUCGUCGGAAGUCACUCUCUCUCCCCUCACUAGGCAUUUAUCUUCCCAACUCCUCACGCCGCUCCCCUCCCGUUUCAAAAGGCUCCAACACCGAAGAUGUCCCGCCUAUGAAGAAAGUAAAGCGGUCGCAUGCUUCAUUAUCUCCCGAGCCGAAGGAACCCGUGCGCGCCAUCCGGAAUGGCCUUCUUGAGCACACCCCCCCUCCGUCCCCUUUGGAUCGCUUAGGCGCUCCAAAGAUCGACACUCAGGGCAUCGACGAUGAUAUUGUGGUCGCUGCCAUCGAGCAGCUGGAGAAGACAGGGAAUCGUCCCCACCUGGUGAAGGAAUUAGCGGCGGUCUUGAUCGCGCAGAAUGCCAGUGUCGCAAGUUCCGCAAACCCCGCCGCUCUGCUAUCUUCGCGCCUAGCAGCCUAUAUGAAGCGUUCAUGGACAGCUUUAGCUCCAUGCCCAAUGGCCAAAGAACUGGUUUUGAUCCACCCGCGCAAAGUGUACUAUUACCUGACGACCUACCCUCGCCAGCCCAUCCCUGAGCCUUCAGACGACUUGCUCUCGGGCGUCGACGGCAAGCAAAUUACCCCCAGCGUGUCUAGUUUGGACCAAGACGAAGAUGAAAUCAAUGCGCGGGCUCGUAGUCCCAGUCCUGAAGUCGACCUGUCAUCGCCCGACUUUGAGGAAGAGGGUACAACCAACAUGAACACCCCCGCUGGCCGGGUACAUUCGCCCGAUCAAUUUCCCAACCCAGAUAGCCAAAACCGGCUGAUGCACUCGAACCGCGCGGCCUCUCCGCCCCUGGAGGGCGACGAGAAGGAAUUCACGCAGACCGCUAGUGCUGUACGAGAGCGGGCCUCGGAAGAGAAAGCCCACCGUCUGGACCAAACGGUUCGGGGACAGUCCGUCCUUUCUGAGAGCCUGAGUACCAUGGACGAAGAUAUGCACACCGACUCGCCUGUAAAUGGUGGCUCGAUCUCUCCAUCAGUCCACGGCGAUGGGAUGUCAGAGAAGGAAUACAGUGAUUAUUUUGCCCACGUGAACCCCACGGAGGAGGGUUCUCAAGAUCUCGAUGAGGCUGCUGCUGUUACUUUGUUUGGCACCUCGCCUUCACCUUCUCUCACUUCUGUCGCAUCUUCCAUCUCGUCUGGUACGAGCGCUGCCAGCGAUCUUAUUGUCGAGGAGAGCCGGUCUGUACUGCCUGGCGCUCCGCAGAUCAGUCUUCCCGUUGACGUUGUUCCUGUCUCAACUCUCAAGCGAUCGCUGGAUAUGUUGAAUAGCGGGUUUGACGAAGUAGACCUGAAGAUGUCCGAUCUUACCGAGUCGCACGAGAAGCUCAGCCUUGGCCCUCGUAACUUGACCGCGAUGGACUUGACUGUCUUCGACUCCUGGCGUGAGAUGCGCAACCCUGAGACUGUCGAGGUCGAUGAGCUGGAUGAGAUGUUUGGCGAAAUCUAA